AUGACCCCUACGACCGUAAACAUGGCUAGCCACCAGGCCAAUGACCCAUACUUGGGUCUCAUCUACGACAGUUUCGCGCGAGACUCCAUCAAAACCUCAAAAAAUCAGAUGGCCGGGAAAGACGCAAAGCGCAAGCUGUGUGGGUAUUCUGACAUGACUUGUUCAUCGGAGAUCACGUACUUUAUUUUCACUACGAUCCUCAAUCCCCAGUCCGCCUCGUCCUCCCUCCUUUUCAUUCACACAGCGUAUUACGCGAAUUGCACCGUGAACUUGGUCACGUAG
Molecule: messenger RNA, 282 nt
Organism: Dibothriocephalus latus
Lineage: Eukaryota; Metazoa; Platyhelminthes; Cestoda; Diphyllobothriidea; Diphyllobothriidae
Source: the annotation of a GenBank genome assembly